AUGGAGGUGCGAUCGCUGGGCUUCGGGAACACUGCUGGAACUUUACACGCUUACGCCGACGCGCUGCCGUUUACAAGCCACAGCGAUGGACGCACAACACAUCCUUGCAGUAUCGCCGGAAGCGGUGGCCUACAUGCGUUCUCCGAUGACGAGACCAUGUUAGUCCUUUGCGUUCCUACUAAGCCAACCUGGUCUCUUUUGACAUUUGACCUGAAGGCAAAAUAUAUCACCGGUUCGAUGAGGAAGCUAUCUUACGCAAAUCUCCUGCGUGUCUUUUUAACGGACAUUGGAUCCCUUGAGUCGACCGAAUCCACAAGCAUUAGCAUGGAUUGGAUCGAAAGCGACACCUGGGUGGUUGAUAGCGAUCCCGUAAUCCAAGCUACGACCACAGGGCUGACGACGAACUUUCAAAACCAGCUGAAACUGUUUGAAAGCGCCCAGAAAACCCUCAGUAAACUCACGAGCUAUAAGUAUGACCCAGAAGUCGUUACAUCGCCUGAACAGCCUGUGAGUAGGACCACGACAUCGAUCACAUUUGACCCCACCAAAAACCGCACCUUCAUCCAUUGCUUCAUCUAUCGACCCUUACCCAACGUUGAGAAGCUACCGAAAUGGUCGCAAACAAUGACAAUGGAAGUGUACAGUGUCGGAGAUCCCAAUAGCGGGCGGUUGAAGGUCUACCAGGGCCCAGAUGUCGAAGUCGCUGCGGAAGGAUACCUCGCAAGUGCGCUGCACAAAGAUCGGCUCGCUUUCUCAUUUUCUUCUACGCACACAUACCAGGCCAGCUCUACCAUACUGUGUGUGUGGAACCUACACUAUGCGGAGCAUGAACAAGAUGAAAGCGAGCAUUGUCGUGGUUAUGUGGAACACAAGCUUUCUAAGCGCUACGUUUCAAACCUCGCCUUUUUCACCAAUGCGCGAUAUCUCUAUGGGAUCUCACAAAGAUUCGUCGUGUUUCAAUUUGAUGUCGAAGCAGGCGCGACACUCCAACGGAUACACUUCUCCAGCCUCAACUGUUCACACAUGUGUCUGACUCCCAGGGCUGAUGGUUUAGAUGUCGUUGGCCAAGCAAAAUCUGGUGUCUAUCAAGUCAGGUUGCCCACUGAAGCUAGAGCCAAGCUUAACGUCCGCCAAACUUUCGCAGGGCCACACAUACAGCAAAGGUACGACAAGAUUACUCUUCUGGGAGGAUCUGGAGAGAGUGGCAUUAUGGCUGUGGUAUUAACAAUGCAUAAUUGGAUUCGGAAGGAAGGAUCUACAGGUAGUAACACCUUAGAACCUAUUAUCUUAGUCUCCUCUGAAGGCGAUGUUGGGGAGUGGGAAGAGAAAGACUUAAUGUGGAGGCACGUAGUUUAA
Messenger RNA from Cucurbitaria berberidis CBS 394.84, 1356 nucleotides. RefSeq lists its product as uncharacterized. The transcript has 4 exons. Bases 1 to 1356 code for a protein of 451 amino acids. NCBI's taxonomy places the organism in Eukaryota, Fungi, Ascomycota, Dothideomycetes, Pleosporales, Cucurbitariaceae. The record is from RefSeq and is a predicted model, not a curated record.